ACAGCAUACAGUUUUGCAGCAGGAUUACAAUGUAAAGAGAGUUUUACCAACGAUUCAUCUCUUUCUAAUGAGAAAAUAGAGAGCGGAUUAUAUUUACACCUACAAGGCCAAGCAGUAACAUAAAGAAGAGCUGUAGUAGAAGAGACAAGGAAAAAAGAAAAGCAGAGGAAUAUCAUCUUGUUCUCAAUAUAUUUAUACACAGCUCCGUUGGCUACAUUUAUAUGAUUAUUGUAAACAACUUUUUUUGGUGAAAAGCUAAGUUGAACUUUUUCAGCACGAGAUAGCUUAUACAUCUUAAGUGAUGAUGACAAAGAAAAGCUUAUCUGCAAGCAGAGCUCCAUUGAUUCUCUUUCUGUGCCAAAUGAUUACAGCAUUGGAAGUACCUCUUGAUUCAAAACUUCUUGAAGAAUUGUCACAGCCUCCAACAAUAACUCAGCAAUCUCCAAAAGACUACAUUGUCGACCCCCGGGAGAAUAUUGUAAUACAGUGUGAAGCAAAAGGAAAGCCCCCACCUAGCUUCUCAUGGACACGUAAUGGAACUCAUUUUGAUAUAGAUAAAGAUGCACGGGUAACAAUGAAACCAAACUCAGGGACCCUUGUAAUAAACAUAAUGAAUGGUGGAAAGGCAGAAGCAUACGAAGGCGUGUAUCAAUGUACAGCAAGGAAUGAACGUGGAGCAGCAAUUUCAAAUAAUAUUGUUAUACGACCAUCCAGAUCCCCAUUGUGGACAAAAGAAAAACCAGAACCAAAGCAAGUUCAAGAAGGUGAUUCUCUAGUACUUCACUGCAGACCUCCAAUUGGAUUACCACCCCCUAUAAUAUUUUGGAUGGAUAAUUCAUUCCAAAGGUUGCCUCAAAGUGAAAGAGUUUCCCAAGGUCUAAAUGGGGACCUUUAUUUUUCUAAUGUACGACCAGAAGACACCCGUGAGGACUAUAUUUGCUAUGCAAGAUUUAAUCAUACUCAGACCAUACAGCAGAAGCAACCCAUUUCUGUGAAGGUUUUUUCAAUGGAUUCAAUGAAUGAAACUAUAGCUGCUAAUUUGAGUGACAGUGAUUUUUAUGGUGCAAAGUCAGUUACAGAGAGACGGCCAAAUCUUUUGACUCCAGCAGGUAGCACAAGUACCAAAGUGGAACUGAGAGGAAACACACUUCUGCUGGAGUGCAUUGCCGGAGGAGUACCCACACCAGUUAUUCGCUGGAUUAAAGAAGGUGGUGAAUUGCCUGCCAACAGGACAUUUUUUGAAAAUUUUAAGAAAACUCUUAAAAUCAUAGAUGUUUCUGAAGCUGAUGCUGGGAACUAUAAAUGUGUAGCAAGAAAUGUGUUAGGAUCUGUUCACCAUACCAUUACAGUAACUGUCAAAGCUGCUCCAUACUGGAUAACAGCACCUAGAAACCUUGUGUUGUCUCCUGGAGAGGAUGGAACCCUGAUCUGCAGAGCUAAUGGCAACCCAAAACCUAAUAUUAACUGGUUAGCCAAUGGUGUUACCAUAGCAAUUGCCCCGGUAGAUCCUAGUAGGAAAGUGGAUGGUGAUACCAUUAUGUUCUCUGAUGUGCAAGAAAGAUCAAGUGCUGUCUAUCAAUGCAACGCUUCCAAUGAAUAUGGCUACUUGCUGGCCAACGCAUUUGUGAAUAUUCUGGCGGAGUCGCCAAGAAUCCUGACACUUCCUAAUACAUUGUAUCAAGUCAUUGCAAACCAUCCUGCAUUGCUAGAUUGCUCUUAUUUUGGUUCACCUAAGCCUGAAAUUAAAUGGUUUAAGGGAGUGAAAGGUAACAACCUGCAUGGUGAUGCGUAUGUUUUCCAUGAUAACGGAACCUUGGAAAUUCCUGUGGCACAGAAAGAUAGCACGGGCACGUAUACAUGUAUAGCAAGCAAUAAAUUAGGAAAGGAAGAAAAUGAGGUCCAGCUAGAAGUUAAAGAUCCAACAAUGAUUAUUAAACAACCUGAAUACAAAAUCAUUCAGAGGUCUGGUCAAGUUUCCUUUGAGUGUACAAUUAAACAUGAUCCUACCUUACUACCAACAGUCACAUGGUUGAAGGACAAUAGUGAAUUGCCAGAUGAUGAAAGACUUAUUGUUGGAAAAGAAAAUUUGACCAUUUUGAAUGUGACUGAUAAGGAUGAUGGAACCUAUACCUGUGUUGCUAAUACUACUCUGGACAGCGUUUCUGCAAGUGCUGUGCUCACUAUUGUUGCUCCUUCCCCAACUCCAGCUAUCAUUUACGCACAUCCAAACCCACCCUUUGAUUUAGAAUUGACAGGUCAUCUAGAAAGAAGCAUACAGCUUUCAUGGAUACCAGGAGAUGACAACAACAGUCCCAUUACAAAUUUUGUCAUUGAAUAUGAAGAUGUAAUGCAUGAACCAGGGGUAUGGCAUUACCAGACGGAAGUUCCUGGAACUCAGACAACUGCACAAUUAAAGCUAUCGCCAUAUGUUAACUAUUCAUUUCGAGUUGUAGCUGUCAAUGAGAUUGGUAGAAGUCAGCCAAGCGAACCAUCUGAACAAUACCUGACAAAAGCUGCAAACCCAGAUGAAAAUCCUUCUGGCAUUCAAGGGAUUGGCUCGGAACCUGAUAAUUUGGUGAUUACCUGGGAGCCUUUAAAAGGUUUUCAGUCCAAUGGACCAGGGCUCCAAUACAAAGUCAGUUGGCGUCAGAAAGAUGCUGAUGAUGAGUGGACUUCUGUUAUUGUUGCAAAUGUUUCUAAAUAUAUUGUGUCUGGUACACCAACCUUUGUUCCGUAUGAGAUAAAAGUACAAUCUUUAAAUGAUCUGGGAUAUGCGCCAGAGCCAUCAGAGGUGAUUGGACAUUCUGGAGAAGACUUACCAAUGGUUGCUCCCAACAAUGUGCAGGUCCAUGUUAUUAACAGCACAUUAGCAAAGGUGCAUUGGGAUCCAGUUCCCCUAAAAACAGUCCGAGGGCACCUUCAAGGAUACAGAAUUUACUAUUGGAAAGUGCAGAGUUUAUCUCAGAGAAGUAGACGGCAUGUGGAAAAAAAGAUCCUGACCUUCAAUGGAAACAGAACGCAUGGAAUGUUGCCAGGACUGGAGCCUUACAGCUCUUACAGGCUGAAUGUGAGAGUUGUUAAUGGUAAAGGGGAAGGACCAGCAAGCCCUGACAAAAUAUUUAAGACGCCUGAAGGAGUUCCCAGUGCACCUUCAUUUUUGAAGAUCACUGAUCCAAUGCUGGACUCUCUCACUUUGGAAUGGGGUUUACCCACUUACCCAAAUGGCAUUUUGACAACGUAUAUACUGAAGUUUCAGCCAAUUAACAGCACACAUGAAUUAGGCCCUUUGGUAGAGAUCAGAAUUCCUGCCAACGAGACCAGCUUGAUAUUAAGAAAUUUAAAUUACAGCACUCGAUACAAGUUUUACUUUUAUGCACAAACAUCGGUUGGAUCUGGAAGUCAAAUAACUGAGGAAGCAGUAACAAUUAUGGAUGAAGGUAAGAUGGCUGGUAUUCUCCCUCCUGCUGUAGGUGCAGGCAAAGGAUACUCAGAAACCCUUUUUGCAACCUCCCCUGUCUUGCAUACUGUCCGUCCAACAUUCUAUAAGGUGCGACCAGUUUAUCCAAGGAUCAGAAAUGUUUCUGCAGCUGCUGCUGAGACCUAUGCCAAUAUCAGUUGGGAGUAUGAGGGACCAGAUCAUAUGAACUUUUAUGUUGAAUAUGGUGUAGCAGGCAGCAAAGAAGAUUGGAAAAAAGACAUUGUAAAUGGUUCUCGGAGCUUCUUUGUGUUAAAGGGUUUAACACCAGGAACAGCAUAUAAAGUCCGGGUUGGUGCUGAGGGUCUGUCUGAGUUUAUGAGUUCAGAGGAUGUAUUUGAGACAGGUCCAGCCAUGGCGAGCCGGCAAGUUGACAUUGCUACACAAGGAUGGUUUAUUGGUCUAAUGUGUGCAGUUGCUCUUCUUAUCUUGAUUUUGCUGAUUGUUUGCUUCAUAAGGAGGAACAAAGGCGGCAAAUACCCUGUGAAGGAAAAAGAAGAUGCACAUGCUGAUCCAGAAAUUCAGCCUAUGAAGGAAGAUGAUGGAACAUUUGGUGAAUACAGGUCUCUUGAAAGUGAUGCAGAGGACCAUAAGCCUCUAAAAAAAGGAAGCCGGACACCUUCAGACAGGACUGUGAAAAAGGAAGACAGUGAUGAUAGUUUAGUUGACUAUGGAGAAGGUGUAAAUGGUCAGUUCAAUGAAGAUGGCUCAUUUAUUGGACAAUACAGUGGUAAAAAAGAGAAAGAACCUGCAGAAGGAAAUGAAAGUUCUGAGGCUCCUUCUCCUGUCAAUGCCAUGAAUUCUUUUGUUUAAUCAAAGAACUCAAUUCCCUUACUACAAUAUCUUCCAUUACAUUUAAAGCACUCGUACGUCCUCCUCAUACAUGAACAUGAAGGUAACAAAGCUCCUCACUACAAGACGUUUAUGCUAUGAGAACAUGUAGGUCAAUACAGUUGUCCAGUAUAACAAUAUGCUAGUAUGUAUCAAAGUGCAAAACUCAAACUUUAUUCAGACCGUGAGUAUUUUUACUUUUUUAAAGGAAUUGACACACACAAAAAGUAAUAUAACAUCAACAGAAUGUUCUUUCCUAUUCAAAUUACAGUAUGAUGCAUGAAAAAAUGCCACCCAUUUCACAGAUAAACCUGUGUAUGCUAUCAAAACAUGGUUUGAUACUUUGUUAUGCAGUCCUCAGCUGAAUCCCUGCAUAUAAAUUCCGUUUUCAUUGUCAGAGUGUUAUAGUAGUAUUAUAUAGAACUUCAAUGUCUUUGUGGACAUUGUUGUGAAAUUGGUGACUUAAUGUCUAGAUAUCAUAUGUCUUUUUCAAGACAGUUAGGAACAGUAUGUACAGUAUAUAAUUGCUAAAUGAUUUAAGUAUGACACUUGCAUUUGCUGAUGCUUAAUGAGACCCUGUUAUCUGCUCUUUGCUCCUAUUACUUUAUAGCUUUUAAUCUAUCAAGUAUUACAGCAGUACAGUGUUCUAUUUUUACAUCAUAUAUAUGUUGGAUUGAUUUUAGGGCAUAAAACAUUAUGCAUUGCAAUGCAUUUUGGAAUUUGUACAGUCACUGAAGUGAAACUUUAAAAUGAGAGAAAAUAUUCCAGAAACACAGGGCAAAAUACAUUCAGUGCCUUUAUACAAUAUGCAUUCCAUAAUGCACUGUACUACUAAAGAAGUUGGUGCAGUAAACUGUGAUUAGUGAACUAUCAUUGCCAAACAAAGUAACUUGGUAAAAAGCAGAGAUUUAUGAAACUGUUGUGCUGAAAAUGGAAGGUUUAUUUUUUUUCUUAUGACACAAAUCACAGUAUGAUCUUAUUGUUUUUUCUUUGAAGAUAAAAUAACAGCUUUGUAGACACUUAGAGCACAACAUGCUUUCAUGGCCUUACACAGUUUAUACAGAAAUGCUGAAUUCAGAUGCUUUACUAAUGCAGCAAUCCAUGCGACUUUCUUAUAAAUUGUUAAAAAGUACCAUGCCAGGAACAGCACAUUCCUCUCCAACUCACUGCUUGACCAGUGUAACAGUUUGGAAAUUAUCUACAAUGUGAAGCAAUGUAUGGAUUACCACUCAGAACUACAGAAUCAAGGAAUCUGACAAGUGCUAACAAGGUUUAGUGGUAAAGGAUUACAGCUAUCAGUUACAAAAAAUAUUCUCUCUCACACUAUAUCAAUCAAAUGAUUUACCUCCAAAUAUGAAAUUUUAUAACAACCUAUGGUUGAAGGAAUGCUCAGUUUCAUUUGCCAAUAAAUUGGUUUUUCAUAACUUGCAUCAAGUUUAAUUUUAAGUAAGCUUUUUAUAUGUAGAUAUUUUGUUGAAUUUGUAAAUACACUUAAAGUGUAGAUGCUAUAUGCUUCUAGGUGUUACAAACAAAUAAAACAAACAAAAAAAAAGCUUAUGUUGUACUGUGUAAGAAGUACUGUAGCCAAUGGAGUGCAUGGUAUUUUAAAGCAUCUACUUUAAUACAUAUAUUUUUUGCUGUGAAAAUGAAAUAGUGAACUGUUCCACUUACUAACUGCAGAUUUCUAGAUAAUACUUUCAGAGCUUGUGCCAGUGCAUUACAUUAAACCAUAGUACACCUUGCAGCUUUUAUGUAUGUACUGUAGGUAAAGCACAAUUGAGAUAAUCACAAAUGGAAGUUGGCCAUACAAGCACCACUAAACGUUCCACAGGUCCAUUUUCCUAAUACAAACACAAACAACAAAACAAAAAGAGCUCUACAACACUCUUUAUAAAGCACAAAGAGAAAAGUUUCUUAAUAAUGUUUGCCAAUUGGCAUUGGUAACAGAGAAAUAUAAUUUUACUCUUGAAUUGUAGAUGCUGAAUUAUCUGUGCAUGUGAGGGUACACACACAGGCUUACUUCUGUAAUAGUGCAACAUAUUUUGUAUUAAAAAUAAAUGUGGUUUUAAAAUUUCA
Gavialis gangeticus (Gharial) is the source of this 6382-nucleotide messenger RNA. RefSeq names its product neuronal cell adhesion molecule (gene NRCAM). The coding region runs from base 302 to 4288 and encodes 1328 amino acids. Gene Ontology annotation, biological process: brain development; cell-cell adhesion. The transcript is spliced from 34 exons. The record is from RefSeq and is a predicted model, not a curated record. Gene Ontology annotation, molecular function: cell-cell adhesion mediator activity. Lineage: Eukaryota; Metazoa; Chordata; Crocodylia; Gavialidae.